This is a messenger RNA of Paramuricea clavata, 1453 nucleotides long. NCBI's taxonomy places the organism in Eukaryota, Metazoa, Cnidaria, Anthozoa, Malacalcyonacea, Plexauridae. The record is from the annotation of a GenBank genome assembly.
AUGACGAUGGAUGUGUACAACGCAGUGUUACUUACAGCAGGAGCAGUCAGCAUUUCAAUGGCAUCGAAGAAACUAUUAAAAGAACCACUAGGCACCCCAGAGAACGCAAAAGGAAUGGCAACGUUAGCUGUCUCAGUUAGCCUCUCAUCUCUACUGGUAUCUUACCUGAAAGAUAAGAAGUACCUACCAGAUGAUCCAUUCAAACCUAGGUAAGACUAUACAAUGGCGGGAGCAGUAGCGGGAGGACUUUUUAACGCAUUCGCAUUUGCCGGAGCGGGAUACUUAUUUAAAAUGUUUGACAAGAAUGGAUAUGCUAAGGAAGCCCAUAGACAUAACAUUGCAAUGGAGAACCUAACAGCUGAAAGAGAGAAGUACCUUGAAGAAGUCACUGAUAGGAGAAACAGGCUUGCCCAAUUAAGGUCAGAACUAGCUGAGGCGAAUAGGGAUAUUAAUACAACAAAUAAAUCACUGGAACUCGUUAGAAGAAUUAAUGAGCUAACACGUAAGGCUAUGCCGAGGAGACCGCAGUUAAGCAAUCACUACAAACCUAGCCCAGAGAUGGAAGAAUAUAUGGUAAUUUCUGGUUUAAUUAUAGGUGGGGUGGUUGGAGGGGCGGCUUAUUUAUUGCUAUAAAAAUACCACAAUAAAUUUUUACAUAUAUAAUAUAGAGGAAUGGAUUGGCUUGCAAUGGUAGACGUUGACGAAGUGGUGACCUUAGGAAAAAGGGUGGACACCAUAGAAGAACUAGAGGCCGCAGUCAAGAAAUAUGUGGAAUGGCGAAUAAUAAGGAGGCGUAAAAACAAGCAGAAAAAUUUUAACACAUAUAGUAUAGGGAAUGGACUGGCUGACACUGGUAACACCUGAUGAAAUGGAACGAGUCGGUAAGAACGCAAGCACCAUUGAGGAGCUAGAGGCUGCAGUAAUGAAAUACGUGAGAAAUAAAAUGAAGGUCAGGCACACAUACGACCCAGUAUGUAGUGAAUGUGAUAGUAAGUCAAUUGUGGUAAUAGAUAGAGCAGAUACAUGCACACGUUGUGGAACUAGUGCUAUAAACAACUUCACAUACGUAUACUAUGUUAGUUACAACCACAACAAGGACGACUACUUGAAAAAGAAAUCGUCCCAUAAUAGAGUCCGUUGGUUUGAGAGACACUUAUUCGAGCAUGUUGCUUCUGGGGAUAGGGAUACCGUGCGGGAGCAGCUUAGAAGCAUCGUAAGAUGUAUACAGAGACUUAGACUGCAACGGGGGCGCAACAUAGUUAGAUAUAAGUUUUACCUAUUAAGGUUAGCCAGUAUGAACAACAUGAUGUUGAGGAACCCACCUGAGGACAUCAAGACUCAACGAAUUGUGAACAUCCUUGAGGACAGGUUGUAUGGAAAAGUUUUCCCUGAGUUGGGAUGGAAACCUGUAAAUUGUAAAUAUUAUAAUAACUGGAAAUUUAGAUAUAAAUAA